Messenger RNA from Aspergillus campestris IBT 28561, 2533 nucleotides. Its product is annotated as glycosyltransferase domain-containing protein. The record is from RefSeq and is a predicted model, not a curated record. The transcript is spliced from 2 exons. Bases 351 to 2165 code for a protein of 604 amino acids. Lineage: Eukaryota; Fungi; Ascomycota; Eurotiomycetes; Eurotiales; Aspergillaceae.
CGUGCCCUUAGAGUUUCCUGACCAAGUCCCCCCUCGAUUCCUGCGUCAUCAAGUCAGCGGCGCAUUUUGUUCGAAGUUUGGCGUUUUCGUUCCGGCCAACUUUCAUAUCAGUCGCCAUCAUCGACCCCCCAAGGUGGACAACAUGGCGCAUUGCUGUCUUCGUUAAUUCUUCCGGUUGCCACGACGUCCCUUUUUCUCUCCUUCUCGAAUAGAUGAAUGCUCGAGCGCUCGGAAUGCUCAUCGCUCCAUGACGCUUGUAUAGAAGUUCAUUCAAUCGUGUGUUCCUUGCUCGACUAGCGGGGGGUUUGAUAUCGGUCCAGAAAGAAAGUCUCCCGUUCUCAGUACCCAGGAUGGCCUCCUUGGGUGCCCCCGGUAGCCCUUGGGGCGACCAAUACCACUCAGUCCGGUCGACAAUGUCGACCCUUGCCGAGAAGACGUCCUACCGUCGUCUGAGAGCGCGCCCGACGAGGGCCCUCUUUGUCACGGUCGGAUUCUUCAUCUUCGUGCUAACGCUGUUGUGGCGUACUCCUACUACUAAAAAAGAGGAUACUGAGAACUACUACCUGAAAUUUCCUUCAUAUAAACCAUCCAAUGCUCGCCCCGAAGACCUCCAGAUUGUCCCCUCGGCGGGACAGAUCCCUAAUACAACUGAUCCCCUUCCGAAUAAUUUACAAAAAGCCAACCCGUCUUUCCAUCUGGUCAUUCCUGCACGGCGAAAGUCGAGCAUGCUUUGUCGCACGUUGGUUUCCGCCAUGAUCAUGAAUUAUCCGCCACCGACGUUGGUCGGAUAUGACAAGAAACCCCCGGAGGCGGCGACGGAGUGGAGUCUUAUGGUGGAGCGCAUACAGGACAUGAACAACUUCCUCCAGCAUGCUCCGCACGUGAAAGAUGAUGAUUUUGUACUCAUUGCGGAUGGGGACGAUGUCUAUUUCCAGCUACCGCCUGAGAUUAUGAUCCGGCGGUUCCAAGACCUCUUGAAGGAAAAUAAUGCGAAAUUGCGGCGAAAAUAUGGUUUCGUCGCUGUGGAGAACCCGAUCAACGGAGGAGCGGAGAUAAUUGAGCAGAAAUACUCGCAAAGAGUCUUGUUCGGUGCAAGCAAAGAUUGUUUUCCUAAUAUGACGCUCGAUGCGGGGUGCGCCUCAGUGCCGGAUUCCACCCUUCCUCCAGACGCCUACGGCUGGGAUACGGAUACCGAAAGAAAUUUGAUCAGACCACGUUAUAUCAAGCCCGGAGCGGCGAUUGGCAUGGUGGCUGACUUGAAGUUGAUCUACGCAGAGAUUCUGCGAUUCGUUGACAGACAGCGCUGGUCGCGAGGUGAUCACCUGGCUUUGACCCAGAUGUUCGGCAGACAGGAGUAUGUGCGGGAGCUGGAAAGAAGACGGACUUCCAGUCCAUUCACAGAGUGGAUGUAUGACAUGAUCGGCAUUUCAGAUGCAACGAACAUGACCAAAGUGCAUCAUCCAUUCCUCGAACCUGGGCAGCGCUACGAAUACGGAAUCGGGAUCGACUACGAGUCGCGUAUAUUCUUCAACGAGCUCAUGUCCAAGGGCGACGUCGAAUGGCUCAAGUAUAAUGAUGUGGAUCGAACCUCUGCCGUGCAAAUGGAGCACGGCGUCCCCCGCGAACAUCGCUUAUUACUGCCUUACGAUCUCUCCCCAGAGAACCUCGGCAACCCAUUUAUCCAUCCCAAGUACGGCAGAAAUGAAAUCCUCAAUCCGCCCCUCAGUUAUAACCUGGAUGCUCUCCCGAAUCCCAACAACCGUUCGUGGAGCAAUCUCCCGCUCAUGACCAACAUCCACUCUACGUCGGUCCCAGCCAUGAUCCAUCUAGACGGGGACCACUCAAUCAGAGACCACUGGUGGCAGAAGAUGUGGUACCACCCAUGGGCUCGGGCUCUCCUUCGCAAGUACGUGCGCUCCCCUAUUGGGUUCGAUGCGGCGCAGUCGGCUUUGCUGGGAGGCCAAGAAUGGUGGGAUCUCCGCGGUGGGAAAGGCGGUAUCUGGACCGACAAGGGAGAAUGGAUUGACUUUGGCGAGGUCUGCACAGGCUACGAACGAGAUAUCUUCAACGAUGAGUUGGGCCAGUGGAGACAAGAAGGCGGCGAAGGUCAUGCCGAACCUGUUUACAACCAGUUUGGGAACCUUGUCAAAGGUAAAGAGGGUUAAUUCCGUCUUUCCGUCCAGCAUGAAUAGGUUUGCGACUUGGUCUCGCAUCAGGAGUUGAAACCAAAGGCAGAAACUAAAGCCGCCUUUCGCGUCACUGUACAUAUUUCUUUUAUUUUUGUUUUGCUUCAUCGCUUACAACAGCACGAGCCGGCUUUGCUAUUCUGAGUAUGCAUUUGAUAUUGGGUGUUCAAUCUCUUCCAGUUUCUUUGGAUAAGUUGACUGAACUGGAUUGGUUCUCUGGGAGGGAGUGCUGUGGACAGGGUUUGGCACUAUUUCCCUGUCUUUCGCUCGUUUGUGUAAUGUCCUUGGGAAGAUGGGACCCUCGGUAGAUGGAGAUUGAUGUAAGAUAGAUACCAACUUAGCUUUAU